AUGUUCACGCUCACAUGUCACUUCCACUUCUUCUUCUGUGUUUUUAAAUACGUAGUGAAACUCCCACAGCUUCAGUUCAGCGGCUGCUCAACGGUGACACUGAUGGCGCCGUGCUCUCUGCUGCCCCUGCUGCUCACUCUGAGUACUGCACUACAGCUGCAUGACCUCAGCACAGACCACCAGGACUGGGACUACAAACAUGGCCGACGCAGUCAGAGUCCCAGCUGUAAAUGGAAGUGUAUGCAGUUCACCCUGCAGUGGCCCGGAGGGUUCUGUCAGAGUUUGUACAAUGAGUCUUUGUGUCAAAUCCCUCCAAACAUCAACACCUGGACCAUCCACGGCCUGUGGCCUCAGCGGGUGCAGAGAUGCUGUGAGUGUUGGCCGUUGUUCCUCUACGACGUCCAGGAGCUGGAGGCGGAGCUUAGUGAACGCUGGCCGUCCCUAGUGAAGUUUAAAUCCAGUUUCCAGUUCUGGAAAGACGAGUGGGAGAAACACGGAGCGUGUGCAGCGUGUGUGGAAGAACUGAAGGGUCCGCGCAAAUACUUUCAGAUCUGCCUCAAACUGAGACAGCACUUCGACAUCCACAGAUUAUUGGAUGACGCUGGGAUCACUCCUUCAUGUCAACGACCCUACGAGGUGGAUGAGGUGCAUCGUGUCCUGACUCCACUGCUGGGCAGAAAACACGAACUGGAAUGUGUGACGGACCAACAGGACAGACAGGUGUGGUUUCAGGUGAAGACGUCUCUGUUUCCAAACCUGACCAUCGACUGCGUCCACCACAGAGACGCAGACGCCAUGGCAGCAGGUUCAGGGCGGAGCUACAGCAGAGGACACGCCUGCCCCACUGAUGUGCCACUGUACUACCUGCCCAUAGACCACCACCACUGGGGGGCGGAGCCUGUACCUGACAGACCACCACCACUGGGGGGCGGAGCCUGUACCUGACAGACCACCACCACUGGGGGGUGGAGCCUGUACCUGACAGACCACCACCACUGGGGGGCGGAGCCUGUACCUGACAGACCACCACCACUGGGGGGCGGAGCCUGUACCUGACAGAAUACCGCCGCAGUGACCUUUAACCCUUUGUUUUCCCGCCCACAGACAUCCUUUCACCUAAAGCCAUAUUCUUCUCAGUGUUGUUAUAAUGUCUGAUCAUUUUUCAUAGUUUGUUUUUAAGUUUUUUUUUUGUUUUUUUCUGUACGUUUUUUUAUUUCAUCAACUUGAGCCAUAAACAAAAAUACCAAAUACUCAAUAACUGUAAGCGUUUUCAUAAUACAAUUUUCCUUCUUUGCAGUAAAACAAAAGAGAAACACUGGGAGUUCCCAUUAUUUAUAGGCUGUUAUUUUAAAGAUUCUGCCCAUUUAAGAUCAAAAUGAGCAGAAUGUGGAAGUGGAACUAAAAUGAGUUUGAAAAGUAUUGUUAGAUUUUUUUGUAACUCGUGCCCAGAAAAAACAGGAGGGCAGUGGAGACACCUGUUGGACACUCUGUGGGACAAAGAACACCAUUGACUGUCAUAUUUUCUGGAGUUGUCCAGUGAUCGAACCAUUCUGGGAACAGCCGAGUGAACAUUUAAAAAACAUUUUGACUGAAAAAAUUCCUUGUAAAUGUGAAACCCUGUAUUUAGGAGAUAUUUCAUGUGAGGACUGGACUCUGAAAGAUAAAAAUUCUGGAUUCUGUAA
Sphaeramia orbicularis (orbiculate cardinalfish) is the source of this 1682-nucleotide messenger RNA. It is a transcript of the gene rnaset2l, whose product is annotated as ribonuclease T2, like. Gene Ontology annotation, molecular function: RNA binding; ribonuclease T2 activity. Gene Ontology annotation, biological process: RNA catabolic process. Bases 1 to 945 code for a protein of 314 amino acids. Gene Ontology annotation, cellular component: extracellular region. The record is from RefSeq and is a predicted model, not a curated record. NCBI's taxonomy places the organism in Eukaryota, Metazoa, Chordata, Actinopteri, Kurtiformes, Apogonidae. The transcript has 9 exons.